This is a messenger RNA of Trichomonas vaginalis G3, 5046 nucleotides long. RefSeq names its product adenylate cyclase protein. The record is from RefSeq and is a predicted model, not a curated record. Gene Ontology annotation, biological process: receptor guanylyl cyclase signaling pathway; cGMP biosynthetic process; intracellular signal transduction. Gene Ontology annotation, molecular function: guanylate cyclase activity; peptide receptor activity. The transcript has a single exon. NCBI's taxonomy places the organism in Eukaryota, Parabasalia, Trichomonadida, Trichomonadidae. Bases 1 to 5046 code for a protein of 1681 amino acids.
AUGUCUGAACGUUCGCAGAAUCAAGGCUCUCAGCUCAGUGGCCUUUCUCGGUCAUCGAUGAGAAGCUCUAUUUGGGCUGCUGAACUUGCUGCAAACGGUCAGGUCUCAGCUUCAAAUUUUAAAUUUUAUGAUAACUUUUUAUAUCCAUACAUUGCCGAAACAAACAGAACUUACCUCGACAGUCUCUUCGUCAACUUUUUAGUAUCAGGACUUGUCAUCUUCCAAAUGUUUUUCGGCUGUUUCUUCGAUUUUCUUCAUGCAGGAGGUCUUAGAGGCAUCGAAAUUUGCAACAAAAUUGCAUUCUGCGGCAUUUCAGGCGACCCUGAUACCUACGUUAUUCCAUACGUAGUUAUUGGUAUUCUCGAUAUAGUUUUAGGAUUAAUCUUUUUAGGUAUUUAUGGCAUUUACAGAGUUUCAUUUGAAUUCAACAAGGCAAGUAUGAUACUCUUGAAAUACGUUUACGGUGAAUUUAUCCUUUAUUUCACUGCUAUUCAUCCAUGUUAUUUGCUUGCAACAUUAUCAGACUUAGCUUAUGAAACAACUUCAAUGCAUAUCUUCUACUUUGCCCUUGCUCUCGUUUCAAACAUCAUUUACUUCACGAUGGUAGAAUUCCUUACAAUUCCAAUCAUGAUGUCUCCAUUCAUCUCUCAGAGUAACAUAUUCCUUUGGAACCCCAGGCGUAUGAUGCGCGUUCUCUAUGUCUACGGCCUUGGCUUAGGAACAGGUCAGUAUCUCAAGAGAUUCAAGCAAUGGCAUAGAAUUCUCCCACACGUUCUUCUUCUUGGUGGCUGCUUCCUUACAUUUACAUGUGGCUGGUCUUUACAACUUAAAGAUUUAUUAUUCACAGCAAUGUUCAUGGCAUUCGGCGUAGCAACUGCUGCUGGUAGCAUAAUCUCAACAUUCCGUAUCUGGUUUAACCUUUCAAACUGGGUAAUUUACGGAGUUCCCGCAGCGAUAUACUUCUGCUUAAUUUGCGUGUUCCUUCCUCUCAAUAUUUGGAGAAAGAAAAGAAUCGUUAAGAAUCUUUCAUACCAGAACUUCGAAAAUCCAGAAAAAAUUACGGAACAAGAAAAAUUCGAAUAUUUCGAAACUCUCAAAAUCAGGACAUUCAACAAAGCUUUUUCAUAUCUUAUCAUUGGCCUUGAAGAAGGCUCCCCUCUCUUCCUUGAUUUCUCAUUAAUUAAAUGGCUUCUUGAGAAAUUCCCCGAAGACAACGAGCUUCUUAUAGUAAUGACCUGGUUUGCAUCAUUCUUCCCCAAUGAGCAACUCGUUAUGCACAAUCUCAUUACUCGCAUUAAUAAGAUGGUCAAUCCAACACAUCUCCAGCGCAUAAUGAGGUUCCAGUUGCACAGAGUUCACGUAUUCCGUCAGUCCUCCGCUUCCCGUGAAGCCAACGCCGACCUUGCCCGUGUCAGAACCAUAACAGAUGCUUUGAUUACAGAAAACACACGUUUCUGGAUCAACGCGGCCCGACCACAUAACGAAAUCAAGCAUGACUUCUACAAGAGGGCCAUGCAGAUUCGUCAGAAGGCCGAUGCAUCGUGGUCCGAAGUUAUUGACAAAUAUCCAAACAACGCGAGAUUUGCAACAGAGUAUUCUCGCUUCCUUAUUGAAGGUGUCUGCCAAUUCAAAGAAGGAUUGCAUUGGUACCAUAAAGCAUUGAUGAUAGAAAGUGGCAAAAUGCGCGAAAGUGACCAACUUUUCAAGACAUUUGUCAGAUGCUAUCAAUUCUAUCUUAAGAAAGGUCUUGUUGGUAUCCACGGCGACAUCAAGAUGGAUAGAGUCAUUUCUAGAUUCGUCAAAGAACAGAAUGGCGAAGAAUCAACAGCUUCUGCUUCUGUUACUUCGACAUCUAAAUCAAAUGCUUCUACACAGAAUUCUUCAAAUGACGACAGUGACUCAACUGUUAUCGAUUUGCAGGAAGGUGAGAAAGCAUUGCCAAGAGUUCAGUUGAGAUUGGCUUUCGAACAGGCUGUCAGAUCUAUCAAAUCUUCAGCUGUGACAAAAACAAUGGUCACAUCAGGUUUAAGGUUAAUAUUUUCAAUAGUUUACAUCAUCAUUUUCCUUGUAUAUGUUUUACCAUUAUUUGAUGAAGACAUUGCACUUACAAAGCACUUGAAGAACUUGAACAAUUUCGAGAGUGUUUCAUCAAUGAUUGGCGAACAAAUAUAUUGGUAUUUGGCAAGUUCAUAUAAAGACUUGAACAAAACAAGAAUUGAAGAAUUUCUUGGUUCAAACAUGUCUAAAUUGAAUUAUUACACAAAACCAAGUCUUGACAACUUCAAUUAUACAAUAUCUAAUUUAACAUAUGUUGCAAACAAUUAUUUAGAUGAAUUCUCCAAAGGAUUAUAUCUCUCAGAUAUUCCAACACAAAAAGAACAAGAAAUUGCUGAAUUAUUGACAGUGGAUACAUUUUAUGAAGCAACAUGUACAUGGACAAAAUUCACUCCUACAUUAGAAGGAUGGCUUGCUAGCUAUACAACCAAUACUAGUUAUACAAUGGAUUCUGUCAUGAGAAUUUUCAUGAUUAGAUCUGGUUCAAUUUCUGCUUUGACACAAGGAUUAAGUGCUCCAGAUGCAGCAAAGGCUAUUUUGGAUUCAAGAGAAUUCUGUGAAAUGUUUAACUAUUAUGUUUUCGUUCAAGAUGGUUUUGACACUUUGGCGAAGAAUAUAUCAAGUCGUUAUAAUACUAUUUCUAAGUAUAUUGCCAAUUCAACAGCAAAUCCUUAUUUGUAUACUUAUUACAAUAAUUUCAAGGUUGAAUACUUGAAUGAAGAUCCAUUACCAAAUGCAACAGAUGAUGAAAACUAUGAUGAUUAUAACGAAGAAGCUGAAGCAGGUGAAGAGGAAGAAGAAGAGUCAGAUUCUGUAUCAACAACAACUAAUUUCUUUAUUGCUUUUACUCCUUUCAUUGUAUUACUUUUCACUAUGCCAACAAUUGUUUAUUUGUCAGCAGCUUUAAGUUCAGAACUCAAAGCAAUGACAAACAUGAUGUUGACAAUGCCAACGGAAGCAUGCGAAGAAGCAUCUCAAAGAAUACAAAGAAGUGUCGUAGGAAAUCAAUCAUCAAAGAAGAAAGGUGUAAACGCUGCUGUUACUUCUUCAUCUACAUUAUCUGUUCCUCCUUAUGUUAUUAACAUUUGCAAUGCAAUUAUUUUCAUUGCUUUGGUCAUUUUCGUGUCAAUAGAAGCCCAAGUAUUGAACAGCAAAGCAAAGAACUACAUCAACCAAAUCAAUCUCUACAUGGUGAUGAGAAACUCAGUGGUUUCUUUAGCUUGUUCACAAGAAUUUUAUUCAUUGUCAUUGAUGAAACAAAAGGGUAAAUUGGCUCCAGGAUUAGGAGCUUAUGCUCCAUUUACACAAGGAUUCUUUGAUUCAACGAAUGCAACUGCUACACAGAAAGGAGUUUUAACGAGGGUACAUAACAGAAUUACUCUUAUCAGAGAACUUUUGGAUUUAGGAUCUAAAGAUUAUGUUUCUGCCCUUGAUUUCUCGAGUACAAUUGAUUCAGCGAGAUUCGAUCCACAGUGCACAUUUGAGCCAGGAUCACAGUAUGUUCUCAACUACUACAAGUGCUUGAGCUUUGAUAGAUUGCUCAACUACUAUUUCGCAAUUCAUGAUGAGAUUUAUUACUCUAACCAGGAAAAGGCUUCAGAUGCUCCUUAUCAAUUUGAUACAGAAGCAAUGUAUACAUUUGGUAAUAUAUUAAAUGGAAGAUUAUUACCUGAAUUCGACAAGUUUAUCAAUACAUACUUUGAUACAUUUGAUAGCUUGAUCAGUCAAUAUAAGACUAUUGUUUAUAUUGUAUUUGUUGUUUGUUUGUUGUUCUCUAUCAUUGCUUUCUUUGUUGAAGUUGCAACUGUUUCUCAUAUCAGAGAAAUUUACAACGCAUACAAUUCAAUCAUUCUUAGAUUGAAUCCAAUCCAUUUCGUUCAGAACCAGAAUGCAACAGCUUUCUUGAUCAACAAGGACCAGAGCCAGAACCAGAUCUCUUCAGCUGCUCACGCUGUAUUCCAUACAUCUCCUGAUGCAAUGCUUUUAAUCAACACAGAUUGCAUCAUAGAAAAACUCAACCCAGCAGCAACAACAAUCUUCCACUUCACUCCUGAACAGUUGUUAGGUCAGAACUGUCAAAUGGUUUUACCACAAUCACCAAAGAACCAACAGUUCUACUACACACUUCAGUUGAUGCAGAGUGGUCAGUGCGGUUUAGUUUUCGAGUCACAAUUGGAAGGCGUAAGAGAUGAUGGCGUCAAAGUUCCUCUCAAAGCAACAUUGCUUGGCUUCUCAAGUAACCACAGAAACGCUGAUUUCUUCGCUGUCAUGUGCAAGGAUCAGACAGAAGAAAUGAGACAAAAGGAAGCUGUAGAAGUUGCUAAGAAGAAAUCUGAUGAUUUGCUUCUUAAGAUUCUUCCUCCUGAUAUCAUUAGAAGAAUUAACAAAGGUGAAAAAGAUAUUACAAUGGUCGUUCCUUCCGCUUCUGUCAUUUUCAUCGAUAUUUGCCAGUUCUCAACUUACAUGGCAACUUUGUCUGCUCAACAAUGCAUGAGUAACUUGAAUGCUGUCUUCACAGCUUAUGAUAAGAUCUUGGCUGAUUUGCCAUUGAUCACUAAGAUCAAACUGAUUGGUGAUGACUAUAUGGCUGCCGCUGGUUUGUUCUCUCCUGAUGAACCUCCGAAAUCACACGCAAUUCAGACAAUUACGUUCGGUUUGAGAGUUUUGGAUGCAAUUGAAGAACUCAAUGAACAAUUGAACGCUUCUUUGAUGGUAAGAAUUGGUGUUAACUCCGGUGGUCCUAUCAUUGCAGGUGUUUUGGGUACUGAUAAGCCUUUGUUCGAUAUCAUUGGUGAUACAAUCAACGUAGCUGCUAGAUUGCAAUCAACAGAUAUCCCUGGAAAUGUUCAGAUUUCAAAGGGAACUUACGAAAUUGUCGCUGGAGAAGGAAAGUUCCAUAUCGAAGAAAGAGGUGAAAUCUACCUCAAGGGCAAGGGUAACCAGAUGACUUACUUAGUAUCACCUGCUGAAAACCAAUUCGUUGUCAAUUAA